AACCCACUAGGGAUUUUGCCAAUUUGCUUGAGCGUUUUCUUUCUUCAGUGCCCACCUCUGCCACUUCGACGUGCACCACUUGCUUCCGGCAACAGAUCACGACCCAACUACCAAAGAUGUCGGACACACGAUCCAUUCGCGAUGCAGCGGAUCUCGAUGAAGAGUUUCCGCCCCUUGCCCAGUCUGCAGAGUGGAUGACAGUCGACCCAAGCAUCCUCUCCCACGGCGCCUUCGCUCUGCAGAACAACAUGGCGGCGCUUGCAAACCGUCACGACCAGUACUAUCGUGCAAUCCUCCGCAAGUUCAUCGCAUACAAGGCAACAACUCGUUCCAGCCUGCGUGCCAGCGGUACGCCCACUAGCGAAACACCUGAACCAGAGCAUCAGGACACAAGCGCCACUCCCAGCCCCACUUCCAGUGUCGGUUCGAGUGUCAUCGAGACCACGGAGUCGAAAGAUGCCAGAAGUCAGGAGGAGUCUGCAGCGGCCAAGCAGCCAGAAACGCAAGCAGAAGACCAGCGUGGACAUUCUGAGGUGGAUGCUAAGACAGAGGUCGAGGAAGCGGAAGAGGCAAAGUCUGAGGGCGAUGUCAGGGAGUAUGAAGACGUCGUGGUGGAUCCGGCUUGAGGCAGUCCCCUCGAUGAUGCCUACGAUGGAGAUGCGUGGAUUUCAAAGUGCGAACGUGAGAUUAUGCAGGAGAUAAAGCACUAGAAACUCAUGUCAUUUCGUUCCGAU
Neohortaea acidophila is the source of this 734-nucleotide messenger RNA. RefSeq lists its product as uncharacterized. Lineage: Eukaryota; Fungi; Ascomycota; Dothideomycetes; Mycosphaerellales; Teratosphaeriaceae. Bases 117 to 626 code for a protein of 169 amino acids. The record is from RefSeq and is a predicted model, not a curated record. The transcript has 2 exons.